UCUCCGGCAGGUCUCUCACGCUGCCCAGGGGCUGAACGAAGCCUCUUUCCCUGAGGACACAGAGUCUGACCCAGCGGGCACACCCUGGUGGAGUGACGCCGAUCUCUCCGAUGACGAAGACAUGCUGGCAGAUGAGGCCUCAGGAGAUGGCAACGGCAGCGGGGAGAACGGCAGUGGGAUCGCACUGCCCGACAUGCUGCUGUCCACCAGCCGGACGCCGAGCGUCACACUCUUGUCAAUGGUCUACUUCCGCGCUCUGGUGAAUUUCACCCAGUCCAUUGACUACAACCCGCGCCUGGACGACGCCAAUUCGGAGGAGUUCCGGGAGGUUUCGGAGGCCGUGGUGGAUACGCUGGAGUCCGAGUACUACAAGAUUGGUGGGGAGCAGGUGGUCAGCGUGGUGUUCAUCAAGGAAAUCGACGGCUAUACCUUUGUGGAGCUGGAUGUGGGCUCAGAGGGGAACCUGGACGAGGGGGAGAUCCGCGAGGUGCUCUACUCUGUCAUCGAGAGCGGCUCCAUUGCCUCCUACAUCACCUCCACGCAGGGCUUCCAGUUCCGGCGCCUCGGGGCAGUGGCCCCGGAGGUGCGUGCCUGCACCGGGGAGGAGUUUGCCUGCACCAGCGGGGAGUGCAUCGACAAGGAGUUCCGCUGCGACCGCCGCCCUGACUGCCGCGACAUGUCGGACGAACAGAACUGCGAUCGGCAGGAAGUGGUGACCCUCACACCCCGGCCCAUCACCACCGCUCAGCCAGCCACCUCCCGGACACCCACAACCACCCCCUUGACGCCCAUGGUCACUACCAGGAGGGUGCCGUUCACCACAUCCCCCCGGCUCAUCACCUCCAAGCACCUGCCGGUUCGGCACCCCUUGGAGCAGCGCCCCUGCCGCCGGGAUGAGGCUGUCUGCUCCAACAAGCAGUGCAUACCCCGGGACUACCUGUGCGACGGCGAGCGGGACUGCCUGGAUGGGAGCGACGAGCUCAGCUGCGGCACCCCUACCCCGUGCGAGCCCAACGAGUUCAAGUGCCGGAACGGGCACUGCGCCCUCAAGCUGUGGCGCUGCGACGGGGACAAUGACUGUGUGGACGGCUCCGAUGAGGUGGACUGCCCCACCAAGGGCCCCGACGACACCUGCAGCCCCGACCAGUUCACCUGCGUGUCCAGCCGCACCUGCAUCCCGGCCAGCUACCAGUGUGACGAGGAGGCCGACUGCCCCGACCGCUCCGACGAGGUCGGCUGCACACCGCCGCAAGUCAUCACGCCCCCCGAGGAGUCCGUGCAGGCCACCCCCGGGCAGACAGUGCGCUUCCGCUGCGUGGCCGUCGGAGUGCCUACCCCCAUCAUCACCUGGAGACUCAACUGGGGGCACAUACCUGCCAACAGGAGAGUGUCCAUAAGCAGCGAGAACGGCUACGGGACGCUGACCAUCCGGGACGUGAAGGAGGCCGACCAGGGUGCCUACACUUGUGAAGCCAUCAAUGCCCGGGGCAUGGUAUUCGGGAUCCCUGACGGCGUGCUGAGCCUCAUGCCUCGGCAUGGUCCCUGCCCCGAAGGACACUUCCAUGUUGAAGGUACCUCCAGGUGCCUGGCCUGCUUCUGCUUCGGCAUCACCACGGCUUGCCAUGGCACCAGCCGCUACCGGGACCAGAUCCGCCUGCGCUUCGACACGCCCGAUGACUUCAAGGGUGUGAACGUGACAACACCAGCGCAGCCGGGGACGCUGCCCCUCUCCUCCACACAGCUCCAGAUCGACCCCACCCUGCAGGAGUUCCAGCUCGUGGACCUGUCCAGGAGGUUCCUGGCACACGACUCCUUCUGGACGUUGCCCAGCCAGUUCCUGGGCAACAAGGUGGACUCCUACGGCGGGUACCUCAGCUUCAAGGUGCGCUAUGGGCUGGCGCGCGGCCAGUCAGAGCCCGUGCAGAAGUCCAACGUGGUCAUUGUGGGGAAUGGGCAGAAGCUCAUCUACCGGGUGCAGGUGCCCACCCAGCCGUCGGUCGUCAACCAGCGCCAGAUUCACUUCAUAGAGGAGAACUGGCAGCACGAGUCGGGCGCCCCAGUGAGCCGGGAGACGCUGCUCCUGGCCCUGCAGAACCUGGAGAGCAUCCUGGUGCAGACGGUCUACGACAACAAGAUGGCGAGCGUGGGGCUGAGUGACAUCGCCAUGGACACCACCACCAUGGAGCUCACCAGCCAGGGCGUGGCGCAGGGCGUCGAGGAGUGCAGGUGCCCCAUCGGCUACUCGGGCCUGUCCUGCGAGAGGUGCGAUGCCCGGUUCGAGCGGGUACGCGAGGGCCCCUACCUCGGCACCUGCUCCGGCUGCAACUGCCACGGGCACUCCAGCUCCUGUGACCGGGCCUUCGGCUACUGUCUGAACUGCCAGCACAACACAGAGGGGCCUCAGUGUAACAAGUGCAAACCUGGCUUCUUUGGAGAUGCCACCAGAGGCAACGCCACAGCCUGUCGAUCCUGCCCCUGCCCCUACACCGACUCCACGCGCAGGUUCUCCGACACGUGCUUCCUGGACACGGAUGGCCAGGCCACAUGCGACGCCUGCGCCCAGGGAUACACGGGGCGACGCUGUGAGAGCUGUGCCCGUGGCUACGAAGGGAACCCCAUGCAGCCGGGCGGGAGAUGCGUGCGAACUGGUCAGGAGUUCAUGAAGUGUGACGAGCGGGGGAGCAGUGACUCCACAGGAGGCGCCUGCCGCUGUAAGCCCAACGUGGCGGGACGUCUCUGCAACGAGUGCACGUCUGGAGCCUUUUACCUGAGCGACCAGAACCCCGACGGCUGCCUGAAAUGCUUCUGCAUGGGGGUGUCCCGGCAGUGCACCAGCUCCUCCUGGAACAGAGAGCAGAAGCUGCCUCUUGUCCGUUUCUCGGGCCGUGGGGAACCCAGCAGGUGUGUCCCUGGGGGACGGGGUGUGGCUGGAUAG
Messenger RNA from Terrapene triunguis (Three-toed box turtle), 2935 nucleotides. RefSeq names its product heparan sulfate proteoglycan 2 (gene HSPG2). Gene Ontology annotation, molecular function: protein binding. The transcript is spliced from 22 exons. The coding region runs from base 122 to 2935 and encodes 937 amino acids. Gene Ontology annotation, cellular component: basement membrane. NCBI's taxonomy places the organism in Eukaryota, Metazoa, Chordata, Testudines, Emydidae. The record is from RefSeq and is a predicted model, not a curated record.